AUGCUCACCUCAAAUGACGUGCCAAUUUUGUUACAACGAUUACACAUUCAAAAUGGCUAUCGGCCGAUGAACCAGCCCCGAUUCUACUACUACAAGAGUGCCUUUCAGGUCCAUAAUGAGCUGGUAAAUGUUUGGACGCAUUUCGUGCCGAUCCUGCUCCUCACCGUGUAUUACAUCAUCCCGGAAUUACAGUCGGAUGCACCGAGAUUCCCGGCUCUGUUGCUCCAUUUCGGGACGGUGUGCCUGAUGACGGGGAGCACGAUCGCCCAUUUAUUAGUGAGUCCCAAC
Messenger RNA from Mesorhabditis spiculigera, 288 nucleotides. The record is from the annotation of a GenBank genome assembly. NCBI's taxonomy places the organism in Eukaryota, Metazoa, Nematoda, Chromadorea, Rhabditida, Rhabditidae.